Messenger RNA from Funneliformis mosseae, 732 nucleotides. Lineage: Eukaryota; Fungi; Glomeromycota; Glomeromycetes; Glomerales; Glomeraceae. The record is from the annotation of a GenBank genome assembly.
AUGGUUGACGUAUUUCAUGAUUCAGAACAUGUUUGUAAGGAAACAGAUAAAGUUAUUCGACAGAUCUUUACCUACAUGUCAGAAACUUGUUGUCAACCUCUUACAUUGGAGUCAACAUCACCAACAAUUCUUAAGGUGUACACAUAUGUGAUUAUGCAGUUAUGCAGGGACUAUUAUUACCACCAUCUGAAUGUAAUUGAUGAUGGGAUGGUCACUCAUUCUAACAAAAAGAGGUCAAUGAGAUCUAGUAUAGCAAAAAAUCAGAAAAGCCAGGAUAGUGCUCAGAAUUUUAGCUUCAUGAACUUCACGAUAAAGGGUCUAUUAGGCCGAGGUCGAAGUGGAAAGAUAUUCCUAUGCGAAUAUCGCAGAAAUACAAUUGCCUUAAAGGGUAUAGAUCUAUCAAAAGCCCCAUCAUAUGUUUUGAAAGAAAUGCUGAACGAAGUUGAAAUCUAUAAAAUUCUUGCAGAUAUCCAAGGGAAAUACAUUCCAAAAUUAGUGUGUCAUGGUUACUAUAGGGGUGGAAUGUACUAUGUUAUUGGUACAACUCUUUUCGAAUCAAUUCAUAAUCAUGGUGUGCUUCAUAAUGAUAUUCGAAAGGAAAAUAUUUUGUUUGAUAACAAUACUGAUGGUGCAUACUUGAUUGACUUUGGGAUGGCAUGUUAUUAUCCUUAUACUAAAGAAAAGUUAUUUGAUGAAGAGAGACUUAACUUGUCUCGUUUAUUAGAUCAUUAA